This is a messenger RNA of Pistacia vera, 2378 nucleotides long. RefSeq names its product ATPase family AAA domain-containing protein 3-B. Gene Ontology annotation, cellular component: mitochondrion. The coding region runs from base 115 to 2022 and encodes 635 amino acids. NCBI's taxonomy places the organism in Eukaryota, Viridiplantae, Streptophyta, Magnoliopsida, Sapindales, Anacardiaceae. Gene Ontology annotation, biological process: mitochondrion organization. The record is from RefSeq and is a predicted model, not a curated record. Gene Ontology annotation, molecular function: ATP hydrolysis activity; ATP binding; zinc ion binding. The transcript has 8 exons.
AAAACCCUGAAACACCUUCUUUUUUUCUAUGGAGAACCUCACUUUUUUCUUUCUCUUAAACCCAAAAUUUCCCCAAUAAGCCCUAAAAUUUAGCUCUUCAAUCCACCACGAAUCAUGUCUAAAACACAUGCAAUAGGUCUAAUCUCAGCCCUCGCGGCAGCCACUUCUACCACCGCUUUUUCUGAUGGCCCUUCCAACUACUCUCCCUUCUCAUUUCUCACUACUCAAUCUGGGCAGUCUCCACCGCCGCCCAAUGCACCUCCACCGCAGCCGUCGACGGCUGGGGAUGAGCCUCCGCCUCCGCCUCCGAAAGUGAGGAAUGAUAAUCCCAGGACGAGCUCGGCCGGGUUCGAUCCUGAGGCGUUGGAGAGAGGUGCCGAGGCCUUGAGGAAGAUCAACAAAUCUCCUAAUAGUAAAGAGGCAUUUAAGAUUAUUUUGAAGCAAGAGGAGACAAGACAAGCAGAAAUAGCUGCAAAGGCUGCAGAAUAUAAAGCAAUGCAAGCUCAAGCUGAAACAGAUAGACAAAGGGUGAUAUAUGAUGAACAAAAAAAGCUAGCUCAGCAGCAGGCACAAACAAAAUCCCAGAUGGCCCGUUAUGAGGACGAACUGGCAAGGAAGAGGAUGCAGGCAGAAAAUGAAUACCAUAGAACAAGAAACCAAGAGCUUGUAAAAAUGCAAGAAGAGUCAUCAAUUAGGCAGGAGCAAGCUAGGAGAGCUACAGAAGAACAGAUUCAAGCACAAAGGCGGCAGACAGAAAGGGAAAAGGCUGAGAUAGAACGUGAAACAAUCAGGGUGAAAGCUAUGGCAGAAGCAGAAGGGAGAGCCCAAGAAGCAAAGCUAACUGAAGAGGUUAACAGGAGAAUGCUAGUAGAUCGUGCAAAUGCAGAAAGAGAGAAAUGGGUUGCUGCCAUAAAUACCACCUUUGACCAUAUUGGGGGGGGUUUGCGAGCUAUAUUAACUGACCAAAAUAAACUUGUUGUUGCGGUUGGGGGAGUGACUGCUCUGGCAGCAGGAGUAUACACAACAAGAGAAGGUGCAAGGGUGAUUUGGGGAUAUGUGGAUAGAAUAUUGGGACAACCAUCUCUAAUCAGGGAGUCCUCCAGGGGAAAAUAUCCUUGGUCAGGCUUGUUUUCACGUGCCGUAAACUCUUUACGUGGUAGUAACAAAGAGCCGGCUUCGAAAAAUGGAAACGGAUUUGGUGAUGUGAUUCUACACCCAUCUCUUAAGAAAAGAGUUGAACAGCUGGCUGGAGCAACUGCCAAUACAAAAACACACAAUGCACCAUUUCGGAACAUGCUCUUCUACGGCCCUCCAGGAACAGGGAAAACAAUGGCUGCUAGAGAGCUGGCUCGUAAAUCUGGGCUAGAUUAUGCAUUGAUGACAGGUGGAGAUGUUGCUCCACUGGGGCCACAGGCUGUUACCAAGAUACACCAACUGUUUGAUUGGGCUAAGAAGUCUAACCGGGGUUUAUUGUUGUUCAUUGAUGAAGCAGAUGCUUUUUUGUGCGAGCGGAACAAAACUUACAUGAGUGAAGCUCAAAGAAGUGCACUUAAUGCUCUCCUUUUCCGAACGGGUGACCAAUCCAAGGAUAUAGUCCUUGCACUUGCCACUAACCGCCCUGGUGAUCUUGAUUCAGCAGUGGCCGAUCGAAUUGACGAAGCCCUGGAGUUCCCUUUGCCUGGGCAAGAUGAACGGUUCAAGCUGCUAAAGCUCUAUCUUGACAAAUAUAUUGCUCAAGCUGGAUCAAGAAAAUCUGGCGUGUUCCAGAAACUAUUCAAAGGUGAACAGCAAAAGAUAGAGAUUAAAGGAUUGACUGAUGAUGUCUUAAUGGAAGCAGCUGCUAAAACUGAAGGAUUUUCUGGAAGGGAAAUAGCGAAACUGAUGGCUAGUGUCCAAGCCAGUGUCUAUGGAAGUGAGAAUUGUGUGCUGGAUCCAAGCCUUUUCCGUGAAGUCGUAGAUUAUAAAGUAACGGAGCAUCAGCAAAGAAGUAAACUUGCCGCUGCAGUUGGAGGUAGCUCUUAAAGAUGGUUUUAGCAUCAUUCUUAUUAUUAUUCGACAGUUUUGCAUAGGGGCUGAAAAGGAAAGGUAGAUGAGUAUGUCGAUUUAUGAAUACAUAAAAUUUGAUGAGCAACUCUUAUGUAAUUUAGGUUGGCCCAUGUCUUUUAGUUUUGGGCAUAUGUUAUCAAUUUUUUGAGAAGAGCCUCAUGUUAUCAUCAUCAUUUAUUCCCCGUUUGUGGGGGGUUUUGGUAUCCCUUACCUUAGAUUCUUCUAUAUUUCAGUACUGAUGAAGUUACUUAUAGGUCGUCAAUAACUCAUGUUGUUAUCAUCAUUUAUUCCCCGUUUGUGUGGGGUUUUUUGGUAUCCCUUGCCUUAGAUUC